Messenger RNA from Spirometra erinaceieuropaei, 416 nucleotides. The record is from the annotation of a GenBank genome assembly. Lineage: Eukaryota; Metazoa; Platyhelminthes; Cestoda; Diphyllobothriidea; Diphyllobothriidae.
AUGUCACCCAGUCACCAGGUCAGUUGGUUGCUGAAAUCGAAGCGGUAAGCAGGCGACUACGACCGAACGGUAUCUAACUUACCUGAGGGUCGCUUACCUUGUAGUUCCCUGCGAAGCUGCAGUCGGAGUUCCAUUUUGGAGAUAUCGAGGCGACUAUCCUUCCCAUUUCCGGCGUCUCAGAUCGCCUUGGUUCUCAUUACGUCCUCUUUACGUCGCAUCCUGACGAGAAUGCAGUCCAGCAGCUGCCAACACCGCGAUCGUUGGUGCAUCCAGGUUGCCUUCUUCCGCAUCGGAAGACAGAAGAAUGCGUUGGUUGGCAGGAGACGGUGGUCUACGCAGGUUCGCAGGAGCAGAGGAUCAUUACCCUUACGGCCGCCGAGACCAUGAGGACCCAACACUCCCAGGCAGCGUGGUAG